Messenger RNA from Anguilla rostrata (American eel), 2131 nucleotides. RefSeq names its product E3 ubiquitin-protein ligase TRIM35-like. Lineage: Eukaryota; Metazoa; Chordata; Actinopteri; Anguilliformes; Anguillidae. Bases 499 to 1899 code for a protein of 466 amino acids. The record is from RefSeq and is a predicted model, not a curated record. Gene Ontology annotation, biological process: protein ubiquitination. Gene Ontology annotation, cellular component: cytoplasm. Gene Ontology annotation, molecular function: zinc ion binding; protein binding; ubiquitin protein ligase activity. The transcript is spliced from 6 exons.
GUUACUGUUCCUAAGUGCUGAUGACUCACCUCUUCUGCUCUUGUCAUAUAAAUUAGAGUAAGGCAGCGUCUCCGUCUCUCAGCGAUGUGUCACGUGCUGACUGAUAUCAGAACGCUUGCCCCGUACUUCCCUUUAUAUUCCCCUCACCUGUGGACUCACCUGUCCCCGGAAAUACGCCACUGAAGUCUGUGAGUCCACAGUCCAGGAGUCCAGAGGGCUGUUUGGGACUGGGCGAGUGUCUCACACUUGGAAGGUUUAGUUACAAACAGGAUCUUAUAAUAUGAUUUCAAAAUACAUUUUUCAGAAAACUAGACAUUUCUGAAACUAUACUGUAGAUGGAAGCAAAAUAACCAAGAUUGAGAAGACGAACAGAGAUAUUAAAGUGAUCUUUAUAAACAGUCCUUAGCUGCAGUUUGUGUAAGAGCAGGAGGUAAAAGUGAAACUAAGCUACUAGAUUCAGCAGAAGUCAUUACUGAGCUCAGAACAGACCGAGACAGAAUGGCGUCCGGAUAUUCUCUCCUGGAAGAGGAGCUCUCCUGUCCUGUGUGCACUGAAAUCUUCAGGGAUCCUGUUGUCCUGAGUUGCAGUCACAGCUUCUGUAAGGCCUGUCUGCAGCAGUACUGGGAACAGAAGGGAUCUCGGGAGUGCCCAGUUUGCAGCAGAAGAUCUUCUAAGGAUAAACCUCCCUGUAACCUGUCUCUGAGGAAUACCUGUGAGGCGUUCUUAAAGGAGAGAAGUCAGAGAGCUAAAGCAGGAUCUGAAGUGCUCUGCAGUCUGCACAGUGAGAAACUCAAACUCUUCUGUUUGGUGGAUCAAAUAUCCGUCUGCUUUGUCUGCCAAACUUCAAAAAAACAUGAAAACCACAAAAUGCGACCAGUUCAGGAGGCUGCAGAAGAGUAUAAGGAGAAACUCAGGACUGCACUGGCUCCACUGCAGGAGAAGCUAAAAGCCUUUAAUGCAGUGAAACUUGUUUGUGGUCAAACAGCAGAGCACAUCAAGAGCCAGGCCCAGCACACAGAGAGACAGAUAAAGAUGGAGUUUGAGAAACUUCAGCAGUUCCUAAAAGAUGAAGAGGCAGCCAGGAUCACUGCACUGAGGGAGGAAGAGGAGCAGAAGAGUCAGAUGAUGAAGGAGAAGAUUGAGAAGAUGACCAAAGAGAUAUCAUCCCUUUCAGGACAAAUCAGAGCCAUAGAACAGGAGCUGGGGGCUGAAGACAUCUCAUUCCUGCAGAGCUACAAAGACGUGGAGAAACGAGCCCAGUGCACACUGGCGGAUCCAGAGAAGGUCUCAGGAGCGCUGAUUGAUGUGGCCAAGCACCUGGGCAAUCUGAAGUACAGAGUGUGGGAGAAGAUGCUGGGGACUGUUCAUUACACUCCUGUGACUCUGGACCCAAACACAGCACAUCCCAACCUCUCACUGUCUGAGGAUCUGACUAGUGUGAGACACAGUGUUGAGAGACAGCAGAUUCCUGAUAAUCCAGAGAGAUUUGAUGCAGGGCGGUGUGUGCUGGGCUCUGAGGGAUUCAGCUCAGGGAGACACUGCUGGGAUGUAGAUGUGGGGGGUGAGGCCUGGGCGGUGGGUGUGGCUAAAGAGUCCAUCAGCAGGAAAGGGGCUGUGAGGCUGAGCCCAGCAGCAGGAGUAUGGAGUAUACUGCGGCACUCUCGGCAUUAUGAAGCCCUGACCUCCCCACCUACAGUCCUCACUGUGCAGAGGGAACCCCAGAGGGUCAGAGUGCAGCUGGACUGGGACAGGGGGGAGGUGUCAUUCUCUGACCCCAGUACCAACACUCCUCUCUACACUUUUAAACACUCCUUCACUGAGAGAGUGUUUCCGUUCUUCCGUCCUGGUUCUCUGCAGAUCUGUCCACUGAAGGUGAAGGUGUCUGUACGAGUGGAAUAGUGCUGUGGUUUGUGGACAUGGAUCAGGUGAACAGACUGCUUCUUUCACUUUGACAGGAGUAUAUUUGCAGAUAAAAAUGUAUUUUGCAAUAUUUUAUUUAAUCAUUUAAACAAUAAAGAUCCAUGUCUGCAGCAGUUCAUGAUAAAUGUAUCUUUGUAACCGCAUGAUAUCAAUGUUGCAGUUAUGCAUUGGCUUCUGUGUAAUCAGUUGAAUUGUAAUAAAUGCACCAGUG